Messenger RNA from Sclerotinia borealis F-4128, 2070 nucleotides. The record is from the annotation of a GenBank genome assembly. Lineage: Eukaryota; Fungi; Ascomycota; Leotiomycetes; Helotiales; Sclerotiniaceae.
AUGGAGCACGAUGCAGGGAAGAGACAACGUGGGAAUAGCAUCACGACUACCCCCGAAAGACCUGCGAAUACCGACGGCAGAGCUAUAACCGAGGCUCAGGUAACAGAGAGAGCGCAAGAGUCUAGGGAGAUUAACAACGACGACCCUCAGGGAUAUGAUUUACAGUCGUCCAGUACAUUUACGGCUAAUAGUAGCUCACCACCCACGAACCCGGCCCCCAGAUAUCCGUUUGAACGAUCAACAACUUCCUCUAGUCAAGAAGGGUCCGGUACGUCAAAGAGAAGCCCACAACCUGUGGCUAAGCCGGCGUUGGAGCCCCCUGUCACCAAAUCAACCUUGAGUGAACUCGAUGUGAACAAGAUAGUACACAAUCCUAAACUUCGACAUGACAUCAACUUUGAUCCGGAUUUGCAUUUUAGACCUAAUCUCGAUGGAGAAAAGGGGCGAAAGAAGGCUCAGAAAGCUAAUGAUUUUUGGGACACGAUGCGAACGCAACUCCAAGGGUACUUGACUGACCGUGAGCAAUUCGAGAGAGACUUGGUGGUUGCGGAAUGGUGCUUGCCAGCAACGCUUAAAGCCAUCAGAGGGAUCUUGGAGACAUUAGUCCCACAGCGAGAUCGGUCAUCGGUCGAGGAGACCUUCAACGUUGAUCUCUUAAUGCAGCAAUUUCGAAAAGGUGUUGCUGACCUGGGUAAACUUGCAUUAUGGCUAUCGCAACUUCUGAAGUGUCAUUGCGCGCCGAUGAGAGACGCGUGGGUGGAUGAAAUGGUAAUUCAGUUGAGUGAGGGUGACAAAAGCUGGGACGUGGGAAUGUUAGUCUCCGGAAUGCGAAGUCUGCUGGGUGUCUUGGAAGCUAUGAAACUCGAUGUUGCAAACCACCAAAUCAGGUGUCUGCGCCCGUUGCUUAUCGACGAUACCGUUCAAUUUGAGCAAAAGUUCUUUGUAAGGAAAAUUGCAAUGGGUCGAGUAGACAUCGCGUCAGCGCAUGAUUGGUUUAGGAAAGCAGCGAAUUUACCAGAUAGUCUUCCACUGGACGCAUCAACACGAACUCAAGGAAACACGUGGGAUUUCAUGAAGGCACUUGUGAAUCUAACACUACCAUCCAAAGCCAUAGAACCCGUUCCUCAUACCUUCCUCUUCGAUGAGGAGCGCCUCGUCAAACUUCGCGCGGAUAUGCUGGAUCUCAUCAACCUCGAGAUUUGCAUGUUCUUGUAUCAAAAACUUGAAGCGACAUCUAGGAUAAACGAGGCUAGAUCAGUGCCGCAUGAUGAUACACCUGCUGCUUCUUCUUAUAUAACUUCUCCCGCAGAUGAAGGUAUUCUCUCGGCGCCGACAGUACCUUCAGAGAAUGACUUCACCGCCAAGCGAAAGUACAAUCACUUAGCUCAAGAAAGAGGUCACUUCUCAAUUGAACUUUCGGGUCGACAAGUAUGGGUACCAAAUUUAGAAGACGAAGCUAUGAAUUCCAUAUCGUCUAGCCCACGUUCGUCACCAUCAACGACCGCAUCGACCCCCGAGACCUAUCCCGUAACACCACUUUAUUUGUCUCUUCAAAACUCGGAUUCUACAUCGCAAGUACGCACAUCUCUUCAAGCGCUGCUAGCUUCUUCGUCCUCGCAAGAUAGGUGGACCGCAUUAUCGUCGAAUAUUGCCUUGCAGAUUCUUCGCUCAACACCAACCCCUAUGGCACGCCUUCUAGUGUUCGAAACUCUUCUCUCGUACCACCUUAGUAACCCUCGAUCCAAUCUUUACCAAGACGCGGAAGCACGCGUACUUUCGAAGCUUUUCCCCGAAUUACAAAAGCUUGUCGAGUCAUAUACUCCCUUGACGAGUCUCCAAAUCUUUGAUGCGGCCACGUCGCCAAAAUCUACAAACGGAGUCAUGCACGGGAAUGCACCAGCAACUGGACAAAAAGAGGAAGUUACGGAGGUUGCCACCAGGAUUGCCCAUAUUGGUAUUUUACAUUGGAGGGUUUGGGCCCCAUUGGCAUAUCUUGUUAAUCCAGAUGCCGAGGAGGAAGGUGAUAUCAACAUGAUGCAAGAUCCAGAUCUACCAGUUGAUGAGUCAUGA